Messenger RNA from Saccostrea cuccullata (small rock oyster), 1392 nucleotides. RefSeq lists its product as uncharacterized. The transcript has 4 exons. The record is from RefSeq and is a predicted model, not a curated record. Bases 122 to 1312 code for a protein of 396 amino acids. NCBI's taxonomy places the organism in Eukaryota, Metazoa, Mollusca, Bivalvia, Ostreida, Ostreidae.
AUUGUUUAAAGCGACAUGUGAUGUAAAUCGCUUUAGGGCCUAUAUUAACUUCCUGAAACGACGAUUGUUAAGUUGUGAGAUUUAUAAACAAAAAGUAAAAUCUAGAGCCAGUUUAUGAAAGAUGUCAACAAAAGAACACAAGGGAGCAAACCAGUACAAUGGAAUAAGAUAUGAACGUGUGGAAUCAACACCACAAAAUGUUAUGACGUCAUAUCCACCGCUGUCCUAUCCCAACCAGCGUCCCCGUUUUUCUCCAAAAUCAAUCCUGGAAGCUUACAUGCUGGCCAUUCCAUUUGGACUUUUGGGAUUUCACCACUUUUACCUCCGCAGACCAGGAUUUGGGAUCCUCUAUUUCUUCACGUUUGGACUUUUGGGAGUGGGCGUUCUCGUGGAUUUCUUCAGGUUGCCAUGUCUGGUAAAUGAUGCAAACAAACGCUUACAAAAUCCACAAUCACCUCCAUCUGAGGACAAGCGUGUAGAUGACGCGUACCUUCUGUGGUUUGUCUUUGGUUUGUUAGGUUUCCAUCAUUUUUACCUGCGUAACAAGAGCUUGGGAUUUCUCUAUUUCUUCACCUGUGGUCUGUUUGGAAUAGGGUGGUUAAUAGACUGUUGUCGUCUGUACUCAGUUGUUCAGAAAACUAAUGAAAAACACAGGAGUGGAAUGGACAAAUUCGAGGAGUUUUCCCUAUUAAUGGCUUACGUUUUGAACAUUCUACCAUUGCCGGGAAUUCUGGGAGCACAUCACUUUUAUCUGGGCCGGUAUUUCUUUGGAAUUGCUUAUUUCUUCACCUUUGGUCUGAUGGGCGUCGGAUGGUUUACAGAUCUAUUUCGGCUACCUUUUCUUGUAAAUCGUGCAAAUGAGAAACUACGAAAUACUAGUUCAGCUCCAAUACCAUCAAAAGUUUACUUAGACGAUGCUUAUAUUCUUUGGUUUCCGUUAGGUUUCCUGGGAUUUCAUCAUUUCUAUUUACGUCGGUACGUGUGGGGAGUUUUGUACUUCAUGUCAUUUGGGUUAUUUGGGAUUGGAUGGAUAGUGGAUUUAUGUCGAAUGCCAAGCUUGGUCAAAGAAUGCAAUGAACGAUUGAUGAUGUUACCUUUCUUAAUUCAUGAUCCAAGAGAGCACGCACCUAAUGUAACAAAUUCUCAAACUCCUGGUGGUAAUGGGGUGCCCGAGCAGCAAGGAGGAUACCAGACACCGCAUAAUGCACUCUACCCAUCAGCUCCGCCCUUGGAUAGUGGAUAUAGUCCACAAACUGGUGGAGGCCCCAAUCCACCGAGGUACAUGGAUCCACCACCACCGUACACGGAGUAAAUAUGAAGUAAGGCUGAUAUGACUUGUUGAGAACAGUGAAUAUACACUGUAUUUCGAUUUAAUAAAUAUUGUGUAUUUUA